This is a messenger RNA of Mycena indigotica, 594 nucleotides long. RefSeq lists its product as uncharacterized. The record is from RefSeq and is a predicted model, not a curated record. The coding region runs from base 1 to 594 and encodes 197 amino acids. Lineage: Eukaryota; Fungi; Basidiomycota; Agaricomycetes; Agaricales; Mycenaceae. The transcript has 5 exons.
AUGGAGGGAAAAGCCAAGUUAGGUUGGCUGUGUCUCGAUUUGUUUGCUGGCGUUCAGUAUAUUGAUCGCCCGCCAACACCUUCCUCUUUUGUCCUUCCGACUCUCAUCCCACCUCCCACCAUGGCAACACCCCAGUUUAGACAAGAUCUACCUCCCGCUGGCGGAUUCGAGACCGUGAAGUAUAAGCGGAACCUCCCCCUUCGCGGACCCGGAGCUCUGGUUAUCCUUGGAGGUGUGACUGCGAUAUGUGCGUUUGGGUUUUACCGAGUUGGACUGGGCAACGUUGAACGAAGAUCAGCUGGUACUGGGGCUGGUCACCGAAAAACGUUUCGUGGCUCCGGCCGUAUUCGCCAUCUCUUUUUACGCGUAUCUUCGGACCGACCUCAGCUGACACGCAACUCGACUUCUAGGGAGUUGCGUCGCGAGCAGAUGUGGGCCAGGAUUCAUCUUGUUCCGUUGCUUAUGGCGGAGGGAGACCGGGAAGCCUAUGCUGCCUCACAACGAGCUGCUGCAGUGGAAGCGGACAUUAUGAAGAAUGUGAAGAAUUGGGGACCCGAUUCGUCGUACCACAACCCGCGAUACCGUUCUAUGUAG